This is a messenger RNA of Calypte anna (Anna's hummingbird), 3856 nucleotides long. It is a transcript of the gene GRPEL2, whose product is annotated as GrpE like 2, mitochondrial. Gene Ontology annotation, cellular component: PAM complex, Tim23 associated import motor. The record is from RefSeq and is a predicted model, not a curated record. Gene Ontology annotation, biological process: protein folding; protein import into mitochondrial matrix. Gene Ontology annotation, molecular function: protein-folding chaperone binding; adenyl-nucleotide exchange factor activity; protein homodimerization activity. The transcript is spliced from 4 exons. Lineage: Eukaryota; Metazoa; Chordata; Aves; Apodiformes; Trochilidae. The coding region runs from base 2103 to 2765 and encodes 220 amino acids.
GUCACAUACUACUUAGGAAACCCAUCUCUGAGGGGAGCCUCACCUGGGGCCAGGAGAUUGGCACAAAGUGUAUGUGUCCGUGGUGGUGCAGAAGGAAGAAGAGCCCAGGGGCUGGUGGUCAGUGCUACCCAGCAGGUGCUGCGAUUUAUCAAGAUCAGCAUGUGCCAACCUGGGGAUGCUGGAGGCCAGGACAACACUUUCCAAAGCAACCACGGACUUGUAGGGGAUUUUUGGCUGCCUCAGUGUUGGGGUUCAUGAGCUGCUCAGAACUGGACACUUCAGAGAAGCCAAUCGUUUGCCCUGCUCACUGCUCCCAGCUCUGCAGGGUCUUAUCUCAGGGUUCCUCAUCUUUCAAGCUCUCUGUCCUUCACCAAGUGCCCUUGUCCAAUAUUUUCUUCUUGUCCUCCAGGCAGUAAGAGUGAGGGCAUGCUGGCUUCCCUUCGGAAUGAACAAAGCUCAAAUAGCAGCAUUUGAAAAAAAAAAAACAAACAACAGUUCACCCUUGCUUUACAUCUUAGAAGAGCUGCAAAGAUCCGGGGAUGAAGGCAGCUCUUGCUCUCACUGCCUUUCCCCCAUGGCAGCUGUAUGGGGAGCAGGGAGAGGGAUGGGAUUGUCUCCUGGCCAGCAGCACUUUCACACUAUUGCUCCUGCAGUCAGACACAGUUUGCCAAGGCAUGUGGUCAAAAUGGUGCAGAGGAAAGUUUAAAAAUUAAAAAAAACCAAAACAACCCAGUGCUUUCAAAUGAGGGGGACUGAAAUUCAAAAGAGGAAUGAGGGAAGGUCAUUUAGCACAGGCAGUAACAAGGGACAAGAGUAAAAAGGAAAGACCCAGGCUUUUGUGGCAGGAACAAAGCAGCAGACCUAUCACCCACUCAUGCUCACAGCUCCCACAAUUACCUUUGCUCACUCUUUCAAAACCCUCUCGUUAGUAGCUAGGUAAGCAGCUUUUAAUAAAAAUGCUGGCACUGGUACGCCUCUUCCCCUGGCUGGAGUAAGGAUGGUCGGGUAAACUGCUGCUCAAAGUGAAAUGGCCUAGGAUAGGUCUGGGGCAGUGGCUGUCGAGGCAGGCAGGCUGGACGAGUCCUGUACACCAGGUUAGUGACUGCAGUGAUUUCAGGGCCAUCAGCUCAGCUGCUGAUGGGGCUUCCCCUCUGCCAGGGGUGAGGGGCAGGAAAGCCCAGUUCCCCACAGUGCUCAUCCUCUUCUCAGCAGCAGCUUCCCUGUUGUCACUGCUUCUCUCCACCAUCCAGUUUCACUUCAGAAAUGGUGAAAAAAUGCUCUCAAAGCCAUCACCUCACCCAUUAACAAAAUGAGGAACCUGGGGUCAGAAAUAGAGCUGGACCACCACAGCAUGUGAGAGAACAUCACAUGUGAGAGCAGUUUGGGUGUGAAGGUACCUUAAAGAUCAUUGAGUCCCAACCCAGGCAGAGACACUCCCACCAGCCCAGGCUGCUCCAAGCCCCAUCCAACCUGUCCUUCAACACUUCCAGGGAUGGUGCCUCCACACCUUCCCUGGACAAUUUGUGCCAGCUUGUUCACCUCACGGUGAAGAUUUUAUUCCCUCUAAACCUGCCCCUCUUUCCAUCUGAAAUCAUCGCCCCUUGUCCCAUCACUACACCCCCUGAUUCCAUGUUCCUCUCCACCUUUCCUAUAGCCUCCCCUGGAGCUCACAAGCACACUUGACCACACUUUAGGGGUUUUCUUAAUGUUUAUUCACCAUGGGCUAAAAAAAAAAAAAACAAACCACACUUUCUCCCACCUCAGGCCGGCUUGCUGGCCCGAGAACCAAGAGGUGAAACCUGAGGUGCCAUUACCCCAAUAGCUGCGCGGACACGCGCUCCCGCCUUCCGGUUCCGCCGUGCCCGGUUCGGUUCCGCCGCAGCGGGCCGUGCCCCACCCAGGCUCAGCCCGCCGGGCCCCGUCCUCUGCGCAGGGCCCGCCGGGAGCUGUAGUUGGCGGGCGGUGCCGGCGCGUAGCUCCGGUCCCUCCCGUCCCUCCCUCCAUCCCUCCCUCCAUCCCUCCCUCCAUCCCUCCCUCCAUUCCUCCAUCCCUCCCAUCCCUCCCUCCCUCCCUCCCUCCCUCCCUUCUCGGCGUGCGGGGCCAUGGCCGUCCGCUCCCUGCGGCGUUUCGGGUCUGUCGUCUCGGCGCGGUGCGGCAGUUUAUAUUUCAGAGGGUCCCCAUGUGUUUUCAGCACUGCAGCUCAGCAGAGAAGUACAGGAGAUGAAUGUGGCCCAGAAGACCCCUGUGAUGAAUCCAAACAUCCCCUAUCUGACCAUGCCUUGGAGCACAAAGCCAUCAAAUUGGAAGAACAAGUCAGGGAUUUAACUGAGCGGUACCGGAAAGCUUUGUCAGAUUCUGAGAAUGUCCGGAGGAGAACGCAGAAGUUUGUGGAAGAUGCCAAGCUCUUUGGGAUCCAGAGUUUCUGCAGGGACCUUGUGGAGGUAGCAGAUAUCCUGGAGAAGACUGCUGAGAGUGCUGCAGAAGAAGCAGAACCUUCUGAUCCAAAUCCAACCCUGAAGAAAAUCUACGAAGGUCUCUCUCUCAUAGAGGCCAAAUUGCAAAGUGUGUUUGCCAAGCAUGGCCUUCAGAAGAUGAACCCUGUUGGUGGCAAAUAUGAUCCCUAUGACCAUGAAAUAGUCUGCCACGUGCCAGCAGAGGGGCUGCAGCCCGGCACGAUCGCACUGGUGACACAGGAUGGCUACAAACUCCACGGCCGCACCAUCAGACACGCGCUUGUCGGCGUGGCAGUGGAGUCACAGGAAUGACAUGGGCUCAGCCCGUGGCAUCUGGGACCUUACUGAGCUGGGGACCCUCAGCACACAGUCACAGCUGCAGCUGCAUGUCUUUCCUUAUUUAUUAAGCUAGGUUUGUAUUGUACGUUGGCUUCUUUAAAAUGUGUGUGGGCAUUUUGCCGUUCAUUCUAAGGUACUUGUGUAUUUAAUAAUCCUUUUUGGAGUAUGUGAAGUAGUACUAGGAGUCCUGCUAUUUGUCAGAAAUGUGGAACUGUGGCCCCUUUCUCCAUUGCUCGUUCUCCAUUAAGACUUGUUAUGGGGAAGAGAGGAGAGACGGGAGAGAAAGGGAAAUUCUCUGAGAGCUAAGGAAUCUUGUCUCCUGAUUCCAUCUCUUUGAGACAGACUCCUGCAGUGGCCUUCAGGAAAAUAACUUCACUGCCUCAGUUUCCAUAUCUGUGUUAAGGGAACACAAUAAUACUUACUGACCUACCUCACAGGGUUGUGGCGAGGCUUUUUUUUUGCGAAGCACUCAGAAGAGGAAAGCUCAAAGAGCUGAGUAAUAUUAUCAGGCUGGUUUUGAUGUCUUCCCUUGGCCCCAGACCCCUCAGUUGGGAAUGAUCACUUGAAAUGACAUUUAGGAGCAGCUUUUUCUCAUGUCACUUCAGGGAAACAAUCCUGAAUUAAAGAAAUCUGUGUUGUACUACAGUUGAAUAGGGAUGAGGUUAUAAUUAGAAUUCUGUUGUUAGGUCAGAGUUUAAGGUGUUAACAUUUGUUCUCCAGGUAAAACUUCAGCUUGCCUCCUUGUUCUUAAAGGUAAGCCAGGUGGUGGUUCUUGGUGGAGCCAAAAGACUGUUCUCAAAUCUAUCUUUUCCCAACCAAAAAGUAUGUUUUAGAGGAGUUUAAUCUGUCUUCCCUGAUGGGCCUUUGUGCAGCGUUCAAGCAUGAUAAACUAUAUGCUCUUUGUUGCAGCUGCUGGCAAAAUGGAGAUGUGCCCUUAAGCAGGAAAUCUGGACUGUUGUAUUUUCUCAGCUCUCCAAUAAUGGUACUCAGAUAACAACUUCCAGUUCACAUUCAGAUUCCACUUUUGUGUGGUCAUGGAAAACAUUAAACCUUUAGGGUUUUGA